UCUGUCAUUAUUUGGCAUCACGCACGGAUCAGAAGCCAAUGUGGCGAUGCCCAUCACAUGCACGACGCGUGGAGCGGACCUGACGGAGGCGCGCCAGAUAGUUCUGUGCCCCGCUGAUUGCGCACAGCACAGGGCGUCGAUUUUCGGCACGGGGAUCUACGCUUCGGUGUCCAGUGUGUGCACAGCUGCAAUGCAUAGGGGGAUCAUCGACAACUCCGGCGGCUCUCUGAUGGUGCACAAGCAGCAGGGCAGGAACAACUACGUGAGCUCCUACUCCCACGGCGUGCAGUCCCAGCCGCUCACCCGAUGGACUGCGUCCUUCGCCGUCACCAAGUGGGUGAGUCCCCCUCAGGAGGUGUCCAGUCUGACCAGCACUGCUGCCCCCGGGAAGCCUGGACCAGUAAAGAAAACAGUGGUGAAAAAGCCAGCUAAGAAGCCGACGGUCUCUCAAGGCAAUAGAGAUUGCCAGGUGGACUUGGCUGUGCUGCUGGACGGCAGCUCCAACAUCGGGCGGCGCCGCUUCCUGCUGCAGAAGAGCUUCGUCAGCAAGCUGGCCAUGCUGCUCCGCGUGGGGGAGCACGGACCACACCUGGGGGUGGUGCAGGCCAGUGACAUGCCUCGUACAGAGUUCUUCCUGACCAACUACACCCAGCCCAAAGACGUGCUCUUCGCCAUCAAGGAGAUCGCAUUCAUGGGGGGCAACACAAACACAGGCAAAGCCAUUACGCACACGGUGGAGACGUUCUUCAGCUCGGAGUUGGGCGUCCGUCGCGGCCACCCGCGGGUCAUCGUGGCGCUGGUGGACGGCUGGCCCUCGGACGGCCUGGAGGAGGCGGCCGUGCUGGCCAGGGACUCAGGCAUCAACGUCUUCAUGGUCACCGUGGCCAAGCCCAGCCCAGAGGAGACCGGCAUGGUCAGCGACCCAGACUUCAUGAAGAAGGCGGUGUGCAAGGACAACGGCUUCUUCACGCUCAGCAUGCCCAGCUGGUUCAGCACCACCAAGUUCAUCAAGCCCUUAGGCCAGAAGCUGUGCUCCAUUGACCAGAUGCUGUGCAGCCGCACCUGCUACAACUCGGUCAACAUCGGCUUCCUGAUCGACGGCAGCAGCAGCGUGGGCGAGGGCAACUUCCGCCUCAUGCUGGAGUUCAUCGCCUCCGUGGCCGGCAGCUUUGAGGUGUCGGACAUUGGCACGCGCAUCGGUGCCGUCCAGUUCACCUAUGACCAGCGGCUGGAGUUUGCCUUCAGCCAGUACCCCACCAAGGAGCUGAACCUGCGGGCCAUACGUGGCGUGCCGUACAUGAGUGGAGGCACAGCCACCGGUGACGCGAUCACCUACGCCAUCCGGAACCUCUUCUCCAACCGCAGGCCCGGCGGCCGUGGGCGCAACUUCCUUAUCGUGGUGACCGACGGCCAGUCGUACGACGACGUCACCAUGCCCGCGCGGCAAGCACACAAGGAAGGCAUCACCAUCUUCUCCGUGGGCAUAGCCUGGGCGCCCAUGGACGACCUGCGCUCCAUGGCCUCGGAGCCCAAGGAUGCCCACACCUUCUUCACGCGCGAGUUCAACGGCCUGGAACAGUUCCAGCAGCCGCUGGUCAAGGCCAUCUGCAGAGACUUCACUGAAGCCGUCUGAUCAUCUGAAGCAGAGGCCACCAACCAACCAACCACACACACACACACACACACAGGGAGAGAGAGAGGGAAAGAGAGAGGGAGAGAGGGGUGUCCACAGUGUGUUAGACACUGUUUGGAGAAAGACUCGGGUGGAGGAUGAGUUGAAGAAAGCAUUUUAUUUACACAUGACACCUCCCCAACCUCCAAAUUCAGUAGGACACACACCUACAGUGCAGUUUGUAUUGAGAAAUGUUUAAGUCCCCCUCUCCCUCUUUUUCAGACUGAAACAACAGAAAUGUGUUCACAUGAUUUUGGUGAUGUCUCAUUUUAAUAUAAUUAAGGAUG
Messenger RNA from Engraulis encrasicolus (European anchovy), 1959 nucleotides. RefSeq names its product coagulation factor C homolog, cochlin (Limulus polyphemus) (gene coch). The record is from RefSeq and is a predicted model, not a curated record. The transcript is spliced from 13 exons. Lineage: Eukaryota; Metazoa; Chordata; Actinopteri; Clupeiformes; Engraulidae. The coding region runs from base 47 to 1633 and encodes 528 amino acids.